CAAGUAACACGGUGCAACCAGCAGUGGAUGAGAGAGAAAAAAGCUAUUUAGAGACCCGAGACACUUGCUUUGCAUAUGCCUCUGUCUGAGGUUUGCAGGACACUGCCAUUCUUAACGAGUGUAUAUGCUAAGCUCUUUGAAAUGUGAGUAUUAUGGGAAGGAUCACAGUUGCUUUAAAUUAUGGAAGUUGGCAAGUGCCUGGAAGAAGGAGUGGGAGGCUGUCUAAACUGAGAAAGACAGUUGCAAAACUUCGUACAACAGCAUGAGCUCCAAGCUUCAAACGCAUUCUCGUGUUCAGGCGAGCACUUCAUUUUUCACCAAGUUGUUUUCUUGCAUUGUCCUGGAGCAGCUUUGAACAAUAAUCCUAUUUUGGCUUUAAACAUUUUAAUGGUUUCUAAAUUCAUGGGACAACCAAAGAAAGAAAGCCUCAUGUUCUGGAGAAAAGUUUGAUACCAGCAAUGCCCAGAAAAGGAAAAGAGACAAAGCUUCUCAUUACCAAGCUCGGUUUGUAUAAGCAAGAGAGAGCCGGCGCCGAGCCUGCAGAGGCAGAGGGGCCUCCUACCAAGACUCAACCCUCAAAGUGACACCUUGAGCCUCACUAAAUCCAGAUUCCACGUGGGCCUCAGUUUCUGUGCUGUCAAAUGGAAAAAGAGCCAAAGAUGUUUGUGUUGCUCUAUGUCACAAGUUUUGCCAUAUGUGCAAGUGGACAACCUCGGGGUAGUCAGGUCAAAGGAGAGAGCUACUCCCCGAGAUAUAUCUGUAGCAUUCCUGGCUUACCUGGACCUCCAGGACCCCCUGGGGCAAACGGUUCCCCUGGGCACCAUGGUCGAAUCGGCCUUCCGGGAAGAGAUGGCAGAGAUGGCAGGAAAGGAGAGAAAGGUGAAAAGGGAACUGCAGGUUUGAGAGGCAAGACGGGGCCGCUGGGUCUUGCUGGUGAGAAAGGGGACCAAGGAGAGCGUGGAAAGAAAGGACCCAUAGGACCAGAGGGACAGAAAGGAGAAGUAGGUCCAGCCGGGCCUCCUGGGCCGAAGGGAGACCGAGGAGACCAAGGGGACCCAGGACUGCCUGGCGUGUGCAGAUGUGGGAGUAUUGUACUCAAAUCCGCCUUUUCUGUGGGCAUCACAACCAGCUACCCGGAAGAAAGACUACCUAUUAUAUUUAACAAGGUGCUCUUCAACGAGGGGGAGCACUACAACCCCGUGACCGGCAAGUUCAUCUGUGCCUUCCCCGGGAUCUACUACUUCUCUUACGACAUCACACUGGCCAACAAGCACCUGGCCAUCGGGCUGGUCCACAACGGCCAAUACAAGAUAAAGACCUUCGAUGCCAACACAGGGAAUCACGAUGUGGCUUCCGGGUCCACAGUCAUCUACCUGCAGCCAGAGGACGAAGUCUGGCUGGAAAUUUUCUUCACAGACCAAAACGGCCUCUUCUCAGAUCCAGGGUGGGCGGACAGCUUGUUCUCCGGAUUCCUCCUCUAUGUGGACACAGAUUAUCUAGAUGCCAUAUCAGAAGACGAUGAGCUGUGAUCUGCACCGCAGACCUGAAUGUGCCAGGAUCACUGUGGCCGACACUUUGAUUCACUUGGAGUGCAGGGAGGUGAAACAAGAGAGGAGGGGGUUGAAGGGGCUCCCAGUGGGACCCCAGAGCAUCGCGAGACGAUUCUGGCAGAAUGUUUGGAAACAAGACAAACCACCAGACAACUGCAACCACACCAAUGCAAACUAUAUCCAGCAACCCAAGAUAUGAAUUCUCAUGAAACUUAUGUUUGUAAAUAUUUAGACAAAGACAGUGUUAACAAAAAUUUUAUUAAGUGCCCUUAGUGAUAAAACCAGCUGACAAUGAUACUGCCUCAUUAAAUCUUCAUAGAAUUAUAUUUUUGUCUGUUAUUUAAGAGAACAACCAUGUCCCAAGACUUUGACAAUUCUCAAAAGGCUACAAUAAGUCAAAAUACAAAUGUAAGAGAUGCUAUUUUCAACUAAAUUAAAGCGAACUGAAAAAGUG
Messenger RNA from Cavia porcellus (domestic guinea pig), 2004 nucleotides. RefSeq names its product C1q and TNF related 7 (gene C1qtnf7). The transcript has 4 exons. Gene Ontology annotation, molecular function: protein binding. The coding region runs from base 642 to 1529 and encodes 295 amino acids. The record is from RefSeq and is a predicted model, not a curated record. NCBI's taxonomy places the organism in Eukaryota, Metazoa, Chordata, Mammalia, Rodentia, Caviidae.